Molecule: messenger RNA, 1389 nt
Organism: Phoenix dactylifera (date palm)
Lineage: Eukaryota; Viridiplantae; Streptophyta; Magnoliopsida; Arecales; Arecaceae
Product: methyltransferase
Biological process (GO): rRNA methylation
Molecular function (GO): methyltransferase activity
Source: RefSeq, a predicted model, not a curated record
UCCGCAUCGAAGGGUAUAUUGGAUACUUGCUGAUCCUUGUAGCGCUCCUAACUAUGCGGCGGGAAUGGCGGCAUCUUCCGCCCUCUCUCCUUCUCCCUCUCUUCUUCCCUCCCUCUUUUCUCCCCGUUCUCACUCGCAUCCUGACCCUUGUCUUUCUUCCCUCUUUCGCCUCUCUUCACCCAAUGCAUCCCCUUGGCACCGGAGACAUCUUGCGAUCGUCUCCUCCACCACCAACGCGAGGGAGGCUUAUGGAAGCAAUGAUACGAAGCAGAAGAUCCUCGAAAGCUACGGCCUCGACCCGUCCGAUUUCAUCUCGGAGCGCUCUCGAAGGUCGAGGAGGAAGAGGAGGGGUGCUGAUAAUGCGGGGAAGGGGGAGCAGGUGCAUCAACCGCCCGAGACGUCGAAGCCUCCUCGCGCCACCCAUAAAUUGCUGCAGGUGCUAGGAGGAAAAGCUCGCAGGAAAAAAUUGCUUUCUCCAAAGGGUAUGGAUGUACGGCCAAUGAUGGAAGUUGUAAGGGGGGCAGCCUUUGAUAUUUUACAGGUAGCUGGUGGUUGUCCUGCUUCAUUAAGGCCAGGGCGCUGGUUAGACUUGUAUAGUGGCACAGGCUCUGUUGGAAUUGAAGCUAUAAGCCGUGGAUGUUCAGAGGUGCACUUUGUUGAGAUGGAUCCUUGGGUUGUUUCUGAAGUGUUGCAACCCAAUAUAGAAUGGACUGGAUUCCUUGAUGUUUCAGUGAUACAUACAAUCCGUGUAGAAAGUUUCCUAGAGCAAGCUGAACACUCCCUAGUUCAACAAAAAAUGUUUCGUACAGGUAAGUACAGAUCAUUUGAUUAUAUCAGUGUCACGCCCCCCUACACUUCAGUCAAUUAUGGUACGCUGAUGGAGCAACUUGGAAAAUCACCUUUGGUUGGAGAAGACUGCUUCAUUCUAGUGGAGUAUCCCCUCAAAACCUCAAUGGCAGAUUCUUGUGGACAUCUUGUAAAGAUAGCUGAUAGGCGAUUUGGCAGGACAAACUUGCUAAUAUAUGGGCCAGCAUGGGCACAAAAGAAGAGAACCAAGAAGGCCUUUGCUUAAGCCGAGUAAACUCAUCUAAAAAUUUGUAUCUAGAAGAGGAUUUUAAUGUAAAGCUUGUUAGUGAUUGAGAGAUAGCUUAAUGCUUGGUGAAGUGUCAGAUGUGAAGCCUUACAGUCUUCAAAGAGAUGGCACAACCUUCUAUCAAGCAAGCUGCUAGUCUUUCUUUUCUUCCCCUUGUGUCAUAUUGGCGUAAUUUUUCUAACCUUUUCCCCAGUUUUAGCUGGUCCUUUUAUAAACUUUAUUCAAGUCUAUUUCUGAUCCUUCUGUACGGAUACCUACAUUCAAUUAUUUCAGCUAUCUGCUAUCCUUUGCUUGGA